GGAUACACCCUUUGUUAGGGGAAAUAUAAUUGCCACCUGGGACAUCGUGUGAACAUUUCACGAGAUAUAAAAGAUGCCGCGAGGGGGCAAAGUCCAUUCAGGAAAACAACAUUGUAAGCGUGACUGGCUGCAGGAAAGAAAAUGGCAUUAAAUACUGGGCAACUUGCAGGUAAAACUGCGUAUAUAUCUGGAGCUAGCAGAGGAAUUGGAAAAGCCAUUGCACUAAAGUUAGCAAAAGAUGGUGCUAAUAUCGUGAUAGCUGCGAAAACUGUGACAGCUCACCCAAAAUUGCCUGGUACUGUUUACACUGCUGCUCAAGAAAUUGAACAAGCAGGAGGCCAAUGUCUACCUUGUGUUGUUGAUAUCAGAGAUGACCAAGCUGUGCAGAAAUCUGUGGAAGAAGCAGUUGAGAAAUUUGGAGGUAUUGAUAUUCUGGUAAACAAUGCAUCUGCUAUAAGCUUAACAGGGACAUUAGAAACUGAAAUGAAAAGGUACGAUCUGAUGAACUCCAUCAACACGAGGGGAACAUAUUUAUGUUCUCAAGCUUGUCUACCAUACUUGAAACAAAGCAAAAAUCCUCACAUCUUAAAUAUCAGUCCACCGCUUAACAUGAAACCAGUCUGGUUCAAAAACCAUACAGCUUACACGAUAGCAAAAUAUGGAAUGUCCAUGUGCGUUCUUGGAAUGGCCGAAGAAUUCAGAAAUGAUGGUGUAGCUGUGAAUGCUCUGUGGCCGAAGACAGGUAUAGCAACAGCUGCCAUCAAAAUGCUAGGCGGUGACGAAUUAAUGAAUCAAAGUCGUAAACCCGACAUCAUGGCUGAUGCAGCUUAUGUGAUACUGACAAGAAAUAGUCGUUCGUACACUGGUAAUUUUGCUAUCGAUGAGGAAGCUCUAAGAGAAGUGGGUGUUACAGAUUUAGAGGACUAUUCUUGGGUGAAAGGUGCCAACUUGAUCCCUGAUUACUUCGUUGACGGGGCAGAGGACUUCUUCAUGGACAGGUCAGGCAAUAUCGGAGGAAAAACUGAGGAGAAAUCUGGUCCAACAGCAGGUGUAACGACACUCUUCAAUCACAUCGAGUCCAUUUUAAAUGAAGAAUUAGUGCGGAAAGUUUCGGCUGUUUAUGCGUUCGAAUUAACCGGUGCCGAGCCAGGUGUUUGGUUGCUUGAUUUGCAACACGAUGCAGGUUCAGUGACUUUCAACCCAGUCAACGAGAGUGCAGCGACCUGCAGAAUGAUCAUGGACAGUGUGGACUUUGAGAAAAUGUUCAAUGGAGAACUGAAUUCGAUGCAAGCUUUUAUGGGCGGGAAACUGAAGAUCAAAGGAGACAUGUCCCAAGCGUUAAAAUUAGAAAAAUUAAUGAAGUCGGUCCAGGCUAAAUCGAAAUUAUAGACUGGUGUCACGUGAAAUAUAGUAGCGGGGAUGUUUUUUGCAAAAAAUUAUUUUUAUGCAAAGUAUUUAAAAAUGCAUUUGAUAUACUGUGUGCCCUCCACCGCAGUGUAUCUAUCGCAAUACUGGUAAUACUAUAUUGCAUUGUAAAUAUAAAACGGCUGUAGUUUGGGAAAUCUUGAAUCCAAUGGAAAUUGUGUCCCCAUAAAUCUAAUUCGAGCCGAAAAAGUUGAAUUUGAAAAAAUAUGGAUGCACUUACAAAUGCGAAAUGGCAUCAUCCUCGUCCCCAGGGUCACUGAACCGUUUAAGGCCAAAUGCCCUGAGAACGAAGGUGAUAUGAUAUAAAACUAAAUACUUUCCAUUCUGUUGUUCAAAACGAAUAAUCAGCGUGAAUUGAAAGUUUGGGGCGCAUGUGUUUCUCACUGGAUUUUAGGUUCCUCUUUUCAUGAUUCCUUUUUCAAAUUAUAGUAAUUUAUCAACAUA
Molecule: messenger RNA, 1869 nt
Organism: Hydractinia symbiolongicarpus
Lineage: Eukaryota; Metazoa; Cnidaria; Hydrozoa; Anthoathecata; Hydractiniidae
Product: hydroxysteroid dehydrogenase-like protein 2
Exons: 9
Coding region: 142-1389 (415 amino acids)
Cellular component (GO): mitochondrion
Source: RefSeq, a predicted model, not a curated record